AUGCAGUACAGUAACACGGAAGAGAGCAUGAUGGCAAACAGUAAUCCUAAUGUUGCUUUCUUGAUGAUGGAAACUGAUUCUUCCAAAGAUGAGUGGGGCUGGGCGCCGAUGUACUGGAAUAGCGAGAUAGGGAAUGUCUGGGCUGUCCGUGAAGACGGGCGAGAUCUUGCUGUGAAUGAUGUCGCAAUGAUGUGCCAUUUUGCGAGGCGCAAACUACAGCCCGAGCUGCGUAACGACCUGUCUGUUAUCGAAGCUUUCGAGGUCUAG
This is a messenger RNA of Penicillium argentinense, 267 nucleotides long. RefSeq names its product Mitochondrial chaperone BCS1. Bases 1 to 267 code for a protein of 88 amino acids. Lineage: Eukaryota; Fungi; Ascomycota; Eurotiomycetes; Eurotiales; Aspergillaceae. The record is from RefSeq and is a predicted model, not a curated record. The transcript has 2 exons.